AUGGGAGAUGGAGGUCCCCUGCAGACCGAGGGAAAUGCCCUCCUCAAAGCCGUCUUCCAGGGAAAGCUGAGGCUCACCCGCCUGCUGCUGGAGGGUGGUGCCUACAUUAAUGAGGGCAACGAGCGUGGAGAGACCCCCAUCGCCGCCGCCUGCCUGGGGAGCUACGACGACCCGCAGACCCGGCAGAGGAUGCUGCGGUACCUUCUGGAGAAAGGUGCGGACCCCAACAUCCCAGAUAAGAGCGGCAGGACCGCCCUGAUGCACGCAUGUGCCGAGCAGGCGGGGAAGGAGGUGGUGACGCUGCUGCUGGAGAACGGAGCUGAUCCCAGCCUCAAAGAUUACUCUGGAUCCUCCGCCCUCGUCCAUGCUAUCAACAAAGGCGACCAUGACACCCUGCAGGUCCUGCUCGAUGCCUGCAAGGCAAAAGGCAAGGAAGUUAUUAUUAUCACCACCGACACGUCUCCGUCAGGAACCAAGAAGAUAAAACAAUACCUCAACUCCCCCCCCUCCCCAGCUAUCGUGGAUAAGUUGUCUCCGGCCUGUAUGUCUCCGUCGGAGGUGGAGAUCACCACCUCCUCCUCAGGAAGAGAUAAGGGUGACGAAGGGAUUUUCAGCUUUGCCCUCACGUCAGCUCUACCUUUACCUUCAGCCCGACCUCCAGGUGAGAAGAGGCCACCGCCUCGCAAGCUGCUGAAGAGGCUGAACUCGGAGCCCUGGGGCCUGGUGGCGCCCUCGGUGCUGAGCAGCGUCUCUCAGGACGGAGGUCUGGAGGAGGCGAGCGGCUGUGAUCUCAGCAGGACGGUGGCUGAGAUGAACGGCCUGUCCAUCACAGAGCGGGUCAGACCUCUGCUGUCACGGCGACACAGCAUCGAAACCCAUGACCCCUGCUCCCCCCAGCUCACGGACCGGUCCUGCUCAGAGGACUGCCCCACCCUCUCUGGCUCCUGGGCUGACAAAGUGCAACAACAUCAGAUCUUGUAUCGUAGGAACACGGCCCCGGAGUCACAGGAAAAUGCUGGAGGACCUGGGGCGGUUCCAGCUCGUGUCCUGGCUUAUCCUAAACUGACCCGGAUGGAGCACUAUGAGUCAGACACUCACCUCUGUCCAGAGUCCAUCCCUGGAUCUCCAGACUCGGGUCGGGUGUCUGUGGAGCGGAGGAGGUACAAUGCCUCCCCCUUGUCCCUGUUCACCAGCUCCCCCAGGGAGUCACUGGAGAACAUCCCCAACUCUGUGUCCCCCAUUACCAUGCGCCGCCGUCCCCCAGGAAUCCUGGAGCGAAGAGGCUCCGGGACUCUCCUGCUGGACCACAUCUCCCACACCAGACCUGGCUUCCUGCCUCCACUCAACAUCAACCCUCAGAGACCCAUCCCCGACAUCCGUUCAAAUGGUAAGUCCACCUCCCCGGUUCAUGCUGCACACAAGAUCCUGGUCCCGGUGGCCCCGGCUUCGCCCAAAAGGGGGCUGGACUUCAAGAUGAAAAAGAAACUCAUGAGGAGACACUCAAUGCAGACGGAGCAGAUGAAGCAACUCUCCACCUUCCAGGAGAUUCUGGCUGAGAAGGUCAUUGAGUCCAAUGGAGAUUGAUGACAGGAGGCUUCGGAGCAAGGCAUGCUGGGUAGCUAAAGAGAUGUAACCACGAUGAACACAUUUAAAACCACAUCUUUGUAUCUGUGGAGAGCUGCAGCUACGAGGAGUUCCCUAAACCAGAUCUAAAUCUGAAACUAGAAUCUGAUCUGAGUUUACAUCAGAUUAAUUUAAGGUUGUAACAAACACAACUUCCUGAAAAUCCUCACGAAAACUUGAUGAAGUAAAUCUCAGAGCUGGAGUCACGUGACAUCUGUUUUAAGAGCUUCAGGUUUGCAUUCACAUGAAUCUUAGAUAUUUUGGCUUCAUUACUGAACUGUCGAUGAAUCCAGAGUCCGGACUCCAACGACCAGGUCUCUUCUGUUCAGGUCCUGAUUGAGCUGAACCAAUCACAAACUCUAAAAUAUAACAUUUCCUCCCGUAGAGUAGAAAAAUAUUUAUUUCACAGAAUGAAUGUCUCCCCCUCGACUUCAUUUACAAACUGAUGAACGUGACAACGCUCAGACGUGAUGAUGACCGAUCCACUAACUUGCAACAAGGUCGUGUCCAUGUCCAGCAGAAGAAGAAGAAGAUGGUCGGAGGCUCUGAAAACUGAAAAUAACAAAAUGGAUCUUGUUUCAUUCAUUCAUAAUGAAUCGACUUUAAUGUUUAUACAGUAACUUUUCACUGUUUCAGUGUAAAUUAAUCUUAAUUUCACAGAGAAAACGUUGCAACACACGAAACUUAAGGUCUAACUUCCAAAGACGCUGUGUUGUCUCUGGAACACUGGAAUACUGGAACGACUCCUGGUUCCCAACACUCCCAGGUCAAGGCCCAGAGUCCAGUUCAGACGGAUCCAGCACAAACUGAAACUAAAGACGGUUUCACCACCGAGGAAAACGAGACAAACAAACACUAAGAGUCCUGAUACGAGGGCGUGAGGACCAGGCAGCAAACAGGCCACACUUCAUCAUCAUUAAUAAACUGCAGCUGUUGAACCAAUCAAACACACCGAGCUCAGCUGUUCCAUCAAGUCCAACUCAUCGCUGUGCCGUGGUUUCUGAAUCUUAUCGUGGCUGUAAAUAUCAGAACAAUUAAAAACUACAGGGAGUUUUCUCCUGGUUGUCACAUCGCGGUUUCAUAUCUGAAGAGUUCUGUUCCUCAGAUUAUUCACUGUUGAUCUGGAUUCCAAAACCGUUUCUCCACCGCUGAACAGUGGAACCUGGAUCUACUCUGAACCUGAUCUUCACCUGAAAGACAUUUACAUAAAUGUUUCUUAUAUUUGUAUGAAAUUUAAUAUAAAGAUCAAAGGCUCCAUAAACCAUGAAGACUGAACUCUAAGAGGUUUUAAACUUUCAGGGCCGAGUGUUCAUCUGGUUUAGACUGGUUGAAUCUGGUUCAGUCUGGUUGAAUCUAGUUCAGACUGGGUGAGUCUGAUUCAGACUGGUUGAAUCUGGUUCAGUCUGAUGAAUCUGGUUCAGACUGGUUUAAUCUGGUUCAGUCUGGUUGAAUCUAGUUCAGACUGGGUGAGUCUGAUUCAGACUGGUUGAAUCUGGUUCAGUCUGAUGAAUCUGGUUCAGACUGGUUUAAUCUGGUUCAGUCUGGUUGAAUCUGGUUCAGUCUGAGUGAGUCUAGUUCAGACUGGUUGAAUCUAGUUCCGUCUGGUUGAAUCUGGUUCAGUCUGAUGAAUCUGGUUCAGACUGGGUGAGUCUGAUUCAGACUGGUUGAAUCUGGUUCAGUCUGAUGAAUCUGGUUCAGACUGGUUUAAUCUGGUUCAGUCUGGUUGAAUCUAGUUCAGACUGGGUGAGUCUGAUUCAGACUGGUUGAAUCUGGUUCAGACUGGUUUAAUCUGGUUCAGUCUGGUUGAAUCUAGUACCGUCUGGUUGAAUCUGGUUCAGUCUGAUGAAUCUGGUUCAGUCUGGUUGAAUCUGGUUCAGACUGAGUGAGUCUGGUUCAGACUGGUUGAAUCUAGUUCCGUCUGGUUGAAUCUGGUUCAGUCUGAUGAAUCUGGUUCAGUCUGGUUGAAUCUAGUUCAGACUGAGUGAGUCUGGUUCAGACUGGUUGAAUCUAGUUCAGACUGCGUGAGUCUGGUUCAGACUGGUUGAAUCUGGUUCAGACUGCGUGAGUCUGGUUCAGACUGAGGGAGUCUGGUUCGGUCUGGUUGAAUCUGGUUCAGAUUGAGUGAGUCUGGUUCAGUCUGGUUGAAUUUGUUUCAGAUUGAAUCUGGUCCAGUCUGGUUUAAUCUAGUUCAGUCUGGUUGAAUCUGGUUCAGAUUUAAUCUGGUUCAGAUUUAAUCUGGUUCAGUCUGGUUGAAUCUGGUUUAGACUGGUUGAAUUUGGUUCAGAUUGAAUCUGGUCCAGUCUGGUUUAAUCUGGUUCAGUCUGGUUAAAUCUGGUUUAGACUGGUUGAAUCUAGUUCAGUCUGGUUGAAUAUGGUUCAGAUUGAAUCUAGUUCAGUCUGGUUGAUUCUGGUUCAGACUGGUUGAAUCUAGUUCAGACUGGUUGUAUCUGGUUCAGAUUGAAUCUAGUUCAGUCUGGUUGAAACUGGUUCAGACUGGUUGAAUCUAGUUCAGAAUGGUUGAAUCUGGUUCAGUCUUGUUGAAUUUAGUUCAGACUGGUUGAAUCUAGUUCAGUCUGGUUGAAUCUGGUUCAUACAGUUUGAAUCUGGUUCAGAUUGAAUCUGGUUCAGUCUGGUUGAAUCUGGUUUAGAUUGGUUGAAUCUAGUUCAGUCUGGUUGAAUUUGGUUCAGUCUGGUUGAAUCUGGUUUAGAUUGGUUGAAUCUAGUUCAGUCUGGUUGAAUUUGGUUCAGAUUGAAUCUGGUCCAGUCUGGUUUAACCUAGUUCAGUCUGGUUGAAUCUGGUUCAUACUGGGUGAGUCUGAUUCAGACUGGUUGAAUCUGGUUUAGACUGGUUGAAUCUAGUUCAGUCUGGUUGAAUUUGGUUCAGACUGGUUGAAUUUAGUUCAGACUGGUUGAAUCUGGUUCAGUCUGGUUGAAUCUGGUUCAGACUGGUUGAAUCUGGUUCAGACUGGUUGAAUUUAGUUCAGACUGGUUGAACUUGGUUCAGUCUGAUGAAACUAGUUCAGUCUGGUUGAAUUUGGUUCAGACUGGUUGAAUCUAGUUCAGUCUGGUUGAAUCUGGUUCAGUCUGGUUGAAUCUGGUUCAGACUGGUUGAACUUGGUUCAGACUGGUUGAAUCGAGUUCAGUCUGGUUGAAUCUGGUUCAGACUGGUUGAAUUUAGUUCAGACUGGUUGAACUUGGUUCAGUCUGAUGAAACUAGUUCAGUCUGGUUGAAUUUGGUUCAGUCUGGUUGAAUCUAGUUCAGUCUGGUUGAAUCUGGUUCAGACUGGUUGAACUUGGUUCAGUCUGAUGAAAAUAGUUCAGUCUGGUUGAAUUUGGUUCAGACUGGUUGAAUCGAGUUCAGUCUGGUUGAAUCUGGUUCAGACUGGUUGAAUCUAAUUCAGUCUGGUUGAAUCUAGUUCAGACUGGUUGAAUUUGGUUCAGUCUGGUUGAAUCUAGUUCAGUCUGGUUGAAUCUGGUUCAGACUGGUUGAACUUGGUUCAGUCUGAUGAAAAUAGUUCAGUCUGGUUGAAUUUGGUUCAGACUGGUUGAAUCUAGUUCAGUCUGGUUGAAUCUGGUUCAGACUGGUUGAAUCUAAUUCAGUCUGGUUGAAUCUAGUUCAGACUGGUUGAACUUGGUUCAGUCUGAUGAAUCUGGUUCAGACUGGUUGAUCAGGUUCAGGGGACGGACCUUGCUGUUGUUGAUAUAUGACGUUUAAACUCAAAGUAUUUUUGUAAUCAUGUCAGCUGACAGAAACGUCUGUUGAAUAUGUGUGAAUCUAUUUUUCUUCUUUGGUUGUGACGCAAACUGUGGAAUAAAAACUUGUUUCAUC
This is a messenger RNA of Platichthys flesus (European flounder), 5452 nucleotides long. Its product is annotated as ankyrin repeat domain-containing protein 34A. The transcript has a single exon. The coding region runs from base 1 to 1584 and encodes 527 amino acids. NCBI's taxonomy places the organism in Eukaryota, Metazoa, Chordata, Actinopteri, Pleuronectiformes, Pleuronectidae. The record is from RefSeq and is a predicted model, not a curated record. Gene Ontology annotation, molecular function: protein binding.